ACAGAAGAUUCCUGCAGUCCCUCUGUGCCAGGGAGAAAGGUGAAGGGUAACCACAGCCCCCACUCUCCUGUUUCCAAAGCAGUCCCGUGUCCUGCUCCUGAGGCACGGGAACGCAGCUGCAGGGGAUCCGGGGAUCCGAGCCUGGAGCUUGGAGGAACGUAUCUGUGCUUCAUCCCAAGGUUUCCCUUGAGAAACGAGGUUUAGGGCUUUGGCUCCCGUGUAAGGCAAACGGAUCCACCGGAGCAGAGGUGGAGUUUAACCCCCAGGGCCUCCCACAUGUCUGGAAGUGAAGUUUUCUGCUCUCCGCCCAAGGAGAGAUGGUGAUUGUCCCCUUUCCCCCACCAAAAUCCGCGAGCAGCCCGUGACUCGGACGAGUAGGACGGAGCGGUCCUGGCUGGAGGGAACCGCACGGGGAGGGCAGUGCUGGCAGCUCUGCUGCUGCCCCCGAGCUGAAGUCCCCAUUGUAAUGGAUCCGCGGACCUUAGCGCACAGGAGAAGACAGGAGAGCCUGCAGAUGCUGCCAUUUCCAAGCCUGAGCUGCUGACACGGAUUGAGCAGGGAGAGGAUCCCAACACUGAGGAUCAGGAGGACUCUGAGGGAGGAGAGACCCCCACGGACCCCAGCACUGAGUUUUUCUUCCCCGGGCCCGAUGACAGCUCGUGGGGUAAAUAUGAAGAGACUCUGGCUGAAAGCCACGAAGGCUCUGAGGAAGAGGAGAGCAUGGAGGUCCCUGGUACAUACGAACAGCCGUGCGAUGAGGAAGGCUCCGAGAGCCUGGAGCUUUCCAGGUCGUUGACAGGAAAGUGGGAAGAGGUUUUCUCCAACCCGGAGGAGGAGAUGCAGUCGAGCAGCAAGAGCCAGGGCGGGUCGGCCCCGCCGCAGCGAACGGCGACGGGCAACGGGCUGAGGCGCUCCGUGCGCCGCGGGAGAGACUUGGCCAGGAAGGAUCCCGAGGAGGCGGCGGCCGACAAGGGGCCCUACAUCUGCUGCGAGUGCGGAGAGAGCUUCCUGGACAAGCAGCUCUUCGCCACCCACCAGAAGGCGCACGCCAGCGAGGAGGCCUGCACGUCCCUGGAGCGCGGCGAGAGCUUCCGGCAGAAAUCCAAAGCCAAGGGCCAGGGCCCCUCCCGCUCCAAAGCGUCCAAGCGCCCCGACGGGGAGAAGAGCUCGGGAUUCAAGUACGGCUUCGUCAGGCACCAGGUGAACAACAUGGUGGAGAGGCCCUACACCUGCUCCCAGUGCAAGGAGAGCUUCAGCCUGGAAGUGAGCCUGAUCCUGCACCAGAAGCUGCACACGGGGAAGGGCGACGGGCCGCUGACGUGCACCUACUGCGGGAAGGACUUCCGAGACCUCUCCAAAGCCAUCCGCCACCAGCGCAUCCACACCGGGGAGAGGCCCUACCAGUGCACCGAGUGCGGCAAGAGCUUCAUCCGGCGGGACCACCUGCUCAAGCACUGGCGGGUGCACACCGGGGAGACCCCCUACCAGUGCCCCGUCUGCGGGAAGCACUUCCGCUACAAAGAGUCCCUGAAUUGCCACCAGAAAAUCCACUCCCGCAACCCGCGGCCCGGGGAGGAUUCCCAGCACAACCUGGGCUCGGCGGGCACCCAAACCGACCAUUUCUGCGUGAAAAAAGAGACUAAGCAGUAGCCGUGGUGGGGCCGGGGCAGGAGGGCUCGCGGUGACCGUGACGGUCUGGCAGGUGGACGUGCAGCAUGAUGGCAGGUGACUUGUAUCGCAGCUAAUCCAUGUGGUCAUGCUACGAAGCCCGCUUUGGUGAAGCACCCAAGGAAUUCCUCUUAAAGACUCUGCUCGGCCGGCCCAGGCAGCUCUGGGACCCCGCGGGGUUCCGUGGCGCUUCCACCGCGGCGCAGGCCCCGCGCUCGCUGUUCCCCACGCAGGGUUGGAUUCUGCCCGGAGAGAAUAAUCCCGAGCGAUUCUCUGGGCUCCGUAUUUAGCAGGUGUUCCCCCACCUAUCUUUGUGCAUAUUCAGGAGUGACAAGCUUUCGCUUUCUUUUUUCCACUCGUUUCACUGCAAGGCUGGAAGCGCGAGGAGGGAGGGAGGGAAGGAAGGCGCCGUUCCCGGCCGGCCGCCCGCUCCCGCUGCGUCGCCGCGUCCCGAAAGGCUGCGAGGCCAGGACCGGGAUGAAGGCAAGAGAGGCGAGGCUGAGAGGUGGUCGGGGCACGACGUGGGAUUUGCGGAAGGCGGAAAAGCGGAGAGGAGAGCGCGGCAAAGAGCGGGGUGAGAUAAAGCAGGUGCAGGAGAAGGGGCUGAGGACAUUGGAGCAGGAGGAGCCGGGAAGGGCAGCGUUUGGAGGCGUGCUGGGGUCACUCACACGAGGAGGACACGUCUCCGUGCUUUUGAAGGGUGUCGCUGGCACCAGCCGAGCUGCGGUUCCCCUCUGGCCCGAGGGAACGGCGCCGCUGGGCCGACACGCGGACUCCUGACAAUGAAGGUGAUUUUAUUAUUAUUUUUUAACUGGGUUUGGUCUCACUCAGGUAAGUCAGACGAGUGAAAGCAGCUUCUCCUAACCCCUGUAAAGAGCUGUUUGGUUUUUAGUUAACCUAGAAGUAGUCUUAUUAUUAUUAAUUAUUAUUAUUAUUAUUAUUAAUUAUGAUGAUGAUAAUACUACAAAGAAAGGUGUGACACUAUAUUUCACAGUUGCUCUAAAACACUUCCAUGUAUGCGAUAACCGCCCAGAGUUUUCCAGCUGUUUGUGUAAAUAUUGGAUGACUUCUGGAGCUGUUGGUGUUGUUCUGAGGUGGCUGUACGUGGUGUCUCUUCGCUCUGUAUCGUCAGCUGCUGGUUCGUGACCGUGUUUUGUAAUAACUUUUGUAAAGUCUGUCAAUACAGUGUUUCCAUUCUGAA
This is a messenger RNA of Motacilla alba alba, 2869 nucleotides long. Its product is annotated as zinc finger protein 629-like. Gene Ontology annotation, biological process: regulation of transcription by RNA polymerase II. Gene Ontology annotation, molecular function: RNA polymerase II cis-regulatory region sequence-specific DNA binding; DNA-binding transcription factor activity, RNA polymerase II-specific. NCBI's taxonomy places the organism in Eukaryota, Metazoa, Chordata, Aves, Passeriformes, Motacillidae. The record is from RefSeq and is a predicted model, not a curated record. The transcript is spliced from 4 exons. Bases 721 to 1650 code for a protein of 309 amino acids.